Nicotiana attenuata is the source of this 3127-nucleotide messenger RNA. RefSeq lists its product as uncharacterized. The record is from RefSeq and is a predicted model, not a curated record. The transcript is spliced from 2 exons. Bases 378 to 2600 code for a protein of 740 amino acids. Lineage: Eukaryota; Viridiplantae; Streptophyta; Magnoliopsida; Solanales; Solanaceae.
CCAUGCCUGGCUGUUCUUUUCCCAAAUUAAGAGAUUAUGUGGGCAUUUUAGGGUUGUUCUUGGGCUCAGAGGGGGUUUUGACGAAAAAAAGAAUUUCAGUUUCUUCAAAGGGUCCGUCUUUUUCUACUCCAAUUUGGUGGGAAAACUGAAGGUCAACAGCAGAGCAGCAGCAAAACGCUUCCUUUUUCGAUUCAAAUACUCAUUUGCACAUUUGGGUAUUGGAAGAUUUGAAGUAUACUGUGCUUCAAGAAGGGGAAGAGAUUUAGUCAUCAGUAUCUGAUAUUCACAUGCUUUAUAUAUUUUGGUAGUCUCAGUGUUACUGAAUGGCGCACUGAUUGGAGAUUACUAAAGGAACUUUCUAAUCACAUACACAAACUAUGGAGUGCAAUAAAGAUGAGGCCGUUCGGGCAAAAACAAUUGCAGAGCGGAAGUUCGAGCAGAAGGAUUUUGCUGGUGCAAAGAAAUUUGUCUUAAAAGCUCAGGCCUUGUAUCCGGGGCUUGACGGUGUAACCCAGAUGUUAACAACACUUGAUGUCUAUAUCUCUGCCGAAAAUAAAAUAAGCGGGGAAGUGGAUUGGUAUGGGGUACUUGGUGUGGGCCCCUCAGCUGAUGAUGAAACGGUGAGGAAGCAGUACAGGAAGCUAGCUCUCAUCCUCCACCCGGAUAAGAACAAAUCUGUUGGUGCUGAAGGUGCAUUUAAACUUUUGUCUGAGGCCUGGAGCUUGUUAUCUGAUAAAUCCAAGAGGUUGGCAUAUAACCAGAGGAGGAGUUCAAGAGGAUUCCAGCAGAAAGUUCCAGUGCACUCAGGUGGUGCAUCAGCACCUCCACGGAAUGGAUUUCAUAAUUUUCCUAGUAGGCCAAAUUCAGGUCCAAAGACUCAUAAAAAUGCUUCUCGAACGUCCUCUUCAUCAGUUAAUUCUUCAUCCAAUCAAAGAAGUGAUACUUUCUGGACCAUUUGCCACCGAUGCAAGAUGCAUUAUGAAUAUUUGAAGAUAUAUCUCAACCACACUCUUCUUUGCCCCAACUGUCAUGAAGCUUUUUUGGCUACAGAAACAUCUCCUCCAUUCAAUUAUAACAAGUCAUCCAAUUCUACUCGCCCGUGGCAUCAGAAUAUAGGGAAUCAUGCACCUAAUGGGAAUCAGUUCCCUAUAGGAGGAAAUGCUAGUGCUGGCAAAACGGCAGGAUCAGCAGCAGCAAGUUCUAAUACUGCAAAUUCUUCGAACUUUCGACAGGAUUCAUAUUCCAGAACGGCUGGUGUUGGUAGCUUGGAUCCUUCCAUUGCAGUAAAAGCAGCAAAUGUUGUUCAGCAGGCACAUGAGAGAAUGAAGAGAGAACGUGAUUCACAGACUAGUUCUGGAUGGGGGAGAGCUCAUCCUUUUACCGACAGAGAGGCACCUCUCAAACAGAGAAGACUGGAUGAGGAUGGCAUCCGUUAUAGAUCCAAUGCGCCUCAGUAUGCAGAAAGGACUUAUGGUUUUUCUUCUAGCAAGUUUAACAGUACCAGGGAGCUGACGCCACUUGAAAACCGAAAUAUGCUGAUGGAGAAAGCUCGGAAAGAGAUACUCAAGAAGUUGAAUGAAUGGAGAUCGCAGCCUCAAGAUACACAAAAACAUAAGGUAAAGGAGAGCAAAAAAGAAAAACAGAAGAAUGCUAGUGUUCCUGGUCAUAAUGUGAAUGGGAAUGUUGAGUCAUCAGCUAUGAAGGGAGUAAAGAAAGCUGUUAAUGCUUCAGCUAAUGAUGCAUAUCAAGAGGAUCCAGUGCCGGAGUCAAUGAAUGUACCAGAUCCUGACUUUCACAAUUUUGACCAGGAUAGGACUGAAAAUUGUUUCGGAGACAAUGAAGUCUGGGCUGCAUAUGAUGCUGAUGAUGGCAUGCCCCGUUUCUACGCUCUGAUUAACAAAGUCCUCUCAAGAGAGCCAUUUAAAGUGAGGCUCAGUUGGCUUAAUUCAAAAACCAAUAGUGAAUUUGGUCCAAUGGAGUGGGUAGCUUCAGGGUUCUACAAAACAUGUGGUGAAUUUAGGAUUGGCAGAUACGAGACAGGUAAGUCUGUGAAUUCCUUCUCCCACAAGGUUCAGUGGUCAAAAGGCCCUCGUGGAUCUGUUCAAAUAUAUCCUAAAAAGGGGGAUGUUUGGGCCCUCUACAGAAAUUGGUCUCCUGACUGGAAUGAGAAUACACCUGAUGAUGUCAUACACAAGUAUGACAUGGUCCUAGUUCUUGAUGACUACAAUGAGGAGCAGGGAAUUUCAGUUGUUCCUCUCAUCAAAGUUGCUGGUUUUAAGACGGUCUUUCGUCCUGACCUGAAUUCUGAGAAGGUGAUAAGAAUAACCAGAGAAGAGAUGUUUCGUUUCUCUCAUCAGGUCCCAAGCCACUUGCUUACAGGUGAAGAAGCUCAAAAUGCUCCAAAGGGUUACCAGGAGCUUGAUCCAGCUGCUACUCCAUUGGAGCUUCUUCAGACAUUAACUGAAACUAAUGAGGUGCCAUCUAUGCAGAACGGUGGAGAGGUUAAUGGAGGUUCAUCACAGAAUGUUCAAGAAACUAAAACUAGUGAGACUGCUGAUCGUAUUCUCAAAUCCAGGGAAGAGGGGAUAGUAGAAAGUUAAGAAGCUCCAUGAAAAUGCAGGAAAAUAGCUUUUUGCCACAAUAGCCAAAAACAGCAGAUUUGAAUUUUGCAAGAAAAUUAGUGGAAUGAGGAGAUAUUUUGAAAAUACAUCUAGUUGAAGACUUUUUGCCAGACCUUUUGACUUCAACUGAAUGAGAUUAAUUGUGGUUCAGAACAAAGCAUAAGUUUGGGCUUAUAUUAAUGGAUCAAGGCCUAUUAGCUGAAGUGGAGUUCGAUUGUGGUGGAAUUUUUUUAGACGGUUACUACGCAGGCCCUUGUUUUGUACUUUGAUCAAAGGCAAAUGGUUGAUCAGAGAUAUUAACACGGGUUAAUGCUUUUUUUCCUCUGGAUGCCGUAUAUUCCCAUGGGUGUACUUGGUCCUUUCCUUUUGUUACUAAAUCCUGUAGAGGCAUCCUCAAAGUUUUUAUUUUGCUACAAACUAGAAUGACUUCUAUUCUUGGAUCUGGUGGAGUAAAAAUAUUGUUUACCUUAAAUUUCUUAAGAGACUGAUUUUCUGUUAAAUACUGA